AUAAUUCAAGACCACCCCUUCGUCGACAGCACCACCGGCGCCGUCUCACCCCUUACCUCCUUUCCCGGACCUACCCUUCAGCCAACCUCCUCAAACUUGCCCCGCCCACAAGCUCCAUCGCAUCUUCCGCCUAUACUCUCCCAUUCUCCCCACCUCCACCACCACCGUCGUCCGCCACCCGAUUCCUUCUCUGGUCUCCAAGCAAGAAGUCUCCAUCGAUCGUCUCGCCCUCGCGCUCUUCUACGACGUCGAGACCUUUCGCCGUUCAGAAUUCAUCCCGCCGGAAGGAAAAAAUUCUCUUGGAGUCCGAAUAUUUCCUAUCCCUGUUUUCCUUGCUUUCGAAGCCUCCUCUUUUAUGUUUCUUCUCGCCUGCUGCAUCUCUUCCUUCUUCAGCAAGCAUCGGGCAACCUGUUUUUCCUUUCCUUUUGUUGGACGUCUUCGUGAACAAAGAAAAAUGGAGGUCUAGAGCCUCCCUAGAAGGCUGCCCUCCAUGAAGAUCCAACCGGUGGAGGAUUCUGGCGACCAGAAACUGAUCAAGGCCAAUGACCUCCUGGCUAUGCCCGCGGCGAAGUCUCGGUUGAAGCGCAUGCUCGAGCGUCAAUUUCCGAGCAUCUUGAGGACUUCAUCGUCGAAAAGAGCCGAGGAGCCCCACGGCGUCACGGAGAUCGAGCCCAGCUCCGUCUGCCUCGCCAAGAUGGUCCAGAAUUUCUUGGAAGAAACCGAUAAGCAAGUGAAGUGCGGACGCUCCCGCUGCAACUGCUUCAAUAGCAGCGAUAGCUCCGAUGACGAUCAUGAUUCCGGCGAGUCGCGACUCUUCUCCGGCGAUGCCACCGAGAUUCUCAAGAGUCUGGUAUCGUGUGCGAGCGUACCUGAGAGAAACCUUCUAGCUGAUACGGCGAGGUUGGUGGAGGUGAGGAGCAAGAGUUGCAGACAGAAUGUCUCCUUGAAGGCAUCCGUCGCGGAGGGUCUCCUUGCUCUGGGCUACGACGCCUCCAUCUGUAAAUCCAAAUGGGACCAAACUCCCUCCCACCCCGCCGGGGAGCAUGAAUAUAUCGACGUCAUCGUGGCCACGGCGGGAGAGGCGCCGGAGAGACUGAUCGUCGACGUCGAUUUCAAGUCAGAGUUCGAGAUAGCGCGGUCCACCAGUCACUACCGGGCGGUGCUCCACUCCCUGCCGUCCACCUUCGUCGGCAAACUGGACCGCCUCCAGCAGAUAGUCACAAUCGUAUCGGAGGCCGCGAGGCAGUCGCUGAAGCGGAAGGGGCUGCAUUUCCCGCCCUGGCGGUCGCCGGAGUACGUGCGCGCCAAAUGGCUCUCCCCCUACGAGAGGACAAAGCCGGCCGUCGAGGAGAAGAAGGCCGCCGGCCCCAACCCCACGCCCCACCUCUCCUUCAUCGCCGUGAAGCCAUCGGGCUUCCCCACCGCUGCCUUUUCCGGCGACUUCCAGUUGCGUCCGGUGGGCAACCGCUGCGAGCAUAAGGACCCCAAUGCCCGUGGCUGUGGUCAAAUAAGGGUGGUGGUGACGGAAUGGACACCGCCGCCGCUCGAAAGUAAGGGCACCCAAAAGGAAGGCAAGAUCGUCGCCGGACUAGCCUCCGUCCUGCGAGAGAAACCCCAAUAAAAAAAAUUAAAAGAAAAAGAAAAACAAAAAACCAGAGCCAAGUCGCCAUCAUCUGUAGUUUCCUUCUUCCUCAUAAUUUUCUUUUUCUUACCAUCUUUUACUUUUUCUUCUCUUCGCCAUCCCCAUUUUUUAAAAGGGCGAUGUGAUGUAUUCUGAUGCAGAUAUACCAAAAGCAGAAAGAAAAAAAAAGUAAAAAAAAAAACUCAAAAAUGGAGACAAUAAUAAUUGCUACUUGAAUUAGACGCAGUAAUUUCCUGUAUCUUGCAGGGAUAGGAAAGAGCUGUGUACUAAGAGUUUUUAUUUUUUAAUAAAUUAAUCUCUUUUUAAUA
Nymphaea colorata (pocket water lily) is the source of this 1950-nucleotide messenger RNA. RefSeq lists its product as uncharacterized. Lineage: Eukaryota; Viridiplantae; Streptophyta; Magnoliopsida; Nymphaeales; Nymphaeaceae. The record is from RefSeq and is a predicted model, not a curated record. The transcript is spliced from 3 exons. The coding region runs from base 491 to 1621 and encodes 376 amino acids.